AUGUCUACCAACCCCAGCACCCGCCUCGCCGACCUCCGCGCCCAAAUCCAAACCCUCACCACGCAGCACGAGAUCCUCCAAAGCGAGCACCUCUUCCUCGGCUCCUACAUCUACACUGGCGGCACGCUCGGCACCUUCUUCAGCUACGCCGUCAGCGCCGAGAAACAGGUCUCGGACCCCAAGGAGUGGGAGGACAUCCAGGCGAGGAAGAGGCAGAUUGUGAAGAAGAUGGAAAAUAUCCUUGCGGUGAGAGAGGAACUGAGGGGGAGGGAGAUGGAGGUAUUGGGGUUGGCAUUGUGA
Molecule: messenger RNA, 300 nt
Organism: Morchella sextelata
Lineage: Eukaryota; Fungi; Ascomycota; Pezizomycetes; Pezizales; Morchellaceae
Exons: 1
Coding region: 1-300 (99 amino acids)
Source: RefSeq, a predicted model, not a curated record